ACGCGUGGGCGGGGCCCAGGCUCCGGGAUCAACCGGGUGGUAAUCCGCGGGUGGAGGCCACGGUGACGCUGGCCUGGCAGAAGAGCAGAAAGGCACGCUCUGUCAGCCGCCCGCUGCCCGGGGACGGCACUCGCCAGCGUGGGUGGGGCAGAGGGCGCCGUGCAGGCCCGCCCUGCCCACAGCUGCAGCACGGUCCUCGGCAGACAGAGAGAUGAGGAAAAGACCGAAUCACGGGAGCCUGCGGAUGGCCAAGGUGGCCUACCCACUGGGGCUGUGCGUGGGCCUGUUCAUCUACAUCGCCUACAUCAAGUGGCACCGGGCCUCUGCCACUCAGGCCUUCUUCAGCAUUGCCAGCGCAGCCUCAGCGGCCCGGUGGAGCCAGCAGGCCCACAGCCCUCCAGGGACGGCUGCACGUGGUCAUGAGGUCUUCUACGGGAUCAUGUUUGACGCAGGAAGCACUGGCACCCGCGUGCACAUCUUCCACUUCGCCCGGCCACCUGGAGAAACUCCCACCUUGACCCACGAAACCUUCAAAGCACUGAAGCCAGGUCUGUCUGCCUACGCUGAUGACGUUGAGAAGAGCUCCCAGGGAAUCCAGGAGCUACUAGACGUUGCCAAACAAGACAUUCCCUUUGACUUCUGGAAGGCCACGCCUCUGGUCCUCAAGGCCACAGCUGGGCUCCGCCUGUUACCAGGAGAAAAGGCUCAGAAGUUGCUGCAGAAGGUGGAAGAAGUAUUCAAGGCCUCACCUUUCCUCGUUGGAGAUGACUGUGUUUCCAUCAUGAACGGAACAGAUGAAGGCGUCUCAGCGUGGAUCACCGUCAACUUCCUGACAGGCAGUUUGAAGACCCCAGGAAGGAGCAGCGUGGGCGUGCUGGACUUGGGCGGAGGAUCCACUCAGAUCACCUUCCUUCCGAGGGUCGAGGGCACCCUGCAGACCUCCCCUCCCGGCUACCUGACCGCUCUCCAGGUGUUUAACAGGACCUACAGGCUCUACUCCUACAGCUACCUGGGGCUCGGGUUGAUGUCGGCGCGCCUGGCGAUCCUGGGCGGUGUGGAGGGCAAACCUGCCAAGGAUGGAAAGGAGCUGGUGAGCCCUUGUUUGCCACCUGGCUUCAAGGGCGAGUGGGAGCAUGCUGAAGUCACCUACAGGCUUUCGGGGACAACGGCGGAGGCCAGCCUCCACGCACUGUGCGCCAGCAGAGUGUCAGAGGUCCUUCGUGACAGAGUGCACCGGACAGAGGACGUGAAGCAUGUGGAUUUCUAUGCCUUCUCCUACUACUAUGACCUCGCAGCCCACGUCGGCCUCAUCGAUGCGGAGAAGGGAGGCAGCCUCACGGUCGGAGACUUCGAGAUUGCAGCCAAGUACGUGUGUCGGACCCUGGAGACCCAGCCACGGCACGGCCCCUUCACGUGCAUGGACCUCACCUACAUCAGUACGUUGCUCCAGGAGUUUGGCUUCCCCAGGACCACAGAGCUGAAGCUGACUCGGAAAAUUGACAACGUGGAGACCAGCUGGGCUCUAGGAGCCAUUUUCCAUUACAUCGACUCCCUGAGCAGACAGAAGAGCCCAGCCUCAUAGCUGCCGAGUGCCCUGCCCUGCUGUGCCCAGCUGUGUUCUCGGCCCUGUCCCUGUGGGCCCUUCCUGAGCCGGCCGUGAUUUCACCCUGAGGAGCUGCAGUGGGGCUGUGACCCCCUCACGUGGCCCCCAGCGGCACCUCUUGCCCACAAACCCUGAAUUUGCAGAGGCCCGUGUGGCCCCAGCCUGCAUAUUGGCCUGUCCUGGGCUGUGCCUAACCAGAGAGUAGGACCAGGGCUGGACACGGGCCCAUCUGGUGCCUCCCCAUCUUGGCUCCAGGCAGUUGUGGACCCCUGUCCUGUCUCCUCUAUCUUCAGGGCCGUGACUUCUGUGUUACUGUGACGUCGGUCACCUGUCCCCAGCCAUCAUUGCCACCACCCUCCCUGGGAGACUGGGGAGGCUGCACAGGCUGUCCUGGCUGCUCUCAGGGAGCCCCACGGGGACCACUCGCCCUCCAGGGCCCGAGUCCCAGCAGGCCUGCUGAGCUCCAGCCCGGGCAUGCUUACUUCUUCCUCCCGUGUGGACGUGUGAGAGUCAUGGGCAGUGUCUGUGCUCCGGUCCUUGGAGGGCUUGGGGUAGCCCACAGAGGGGCACUGUGUGCAGAAGGAGGGUCCGCCGGGGAGGACGUCCUCACAGACCUGCGGCCUGGGCCAACCCUCCAGGUGGAGCAGGUGCAGGCACAACCUGCCAUGGAUGCACUUGUGGCCGUGCUGUGAGCCACGUCUGCAUGUGAGUGCCAGGUCGUGUACACGCUGUGUUCUGAGCCCCUGUUUCUGGACGCAGACUCUGUGUCCAGUGAAUGUAUUGCUGCCGUGAGCCAGGUGCAGACAAGCCCCACACCAUGCCAUCGUGGCAUGGCAUCUCGGGCACAGCCCACCUCCUGCUGGGCAGCGUGAUUCCUGUGCCGUGUGUCACGCAGAUGGCUGGCCCUGGCACCACGCUCACCCUUGUCCCCUCAGUAAAUGUCCACAGGACAAGCUGGAUCCUGCGUGAUCCUCAGAAUAAAUGGUUUA
Molecule: messenger RNA, 2592 nt
Organism: Tupaia belangeri chinensis (Chinese tree shrew)
Lineage: Eukaryota; Metazoa; Chordata; Mammalia; Scandentia; Tupaiidae
Gene: ENTPD6
Product: ectonucleoside triphosphate diphosphohydrolase 6
Exons: 14
Coding region: 212-1582 (456 amino acids)
Cellular component (GO): Golgi apparatus
Molecular function (GO): hydrolase activity
Source: RefSeq, a predicted model, not a curated record